GUAUAUAAGAGCUGGAUUACUCAUUGGCAAGUGGGGGAAAAAUACUCCAGUGGAUGCAAGCUUGGAAUUGUUCAUGAAGCUUUCUUACCAUUUAGAGACAUUCUCUGAUAUUGCUGACACUGAAACAUUAAAGAAAAUUUAAAAAGCAAUGUGCCUCCUGAAGCUUCCAGUAGUUCUCAUCGUACUCUCCAUUGCAUUAAACGACCUGAAAGCUACUCCCAUCAAAAGUCACCAGAUGGAAAAGCGGAAAUGCAACACUGCCACGUGUGUGACUCAACGCCUGGCAAAUUUCUUAGUUCGUUCCAGCAACAAUCUUGGUGCCAUUCUCUUGCCAACUGAUGUGGGAUCCAAUACAUAUGGCAAGAGGAACACAGCUGAGAUUUUAAACAGGGGGCCAAUGAAUUACUUACCGCUUUAG
This is a messenger RNA of Neogale vison (American mink), 418 nucleotides long. It is a transcript of the gene IAPP, whose product is annotated as islet amyloid polypeptide. NCBI's taxonomy places the organism in Eukaryota, Metazoa, Chordata, Mammalia, Carnivora, Mustelidae. The transcript is spliced from 3 exons. The record is from RefSeq and is a predicted model, not a curated record. Bases 149 to 418 code for a protein of 89 amino acids. Gene Ontology annotation, cellular component: extracellular region. Gene Ontology annotation, molecular function: hormone activity.